CGAAUUUCCUUUUCUCCGACGCACCACCCAAUAAAGCUAUCACUUCUACUUCCCUUCCCCGCCCCAAAGCUCCACUCUUUAAUGUCACGCAUCCUUCCCCACCCCCACUAACCCUCCCAUCCCCUCCCAUUCUUUCGCAGUAAACUACUAUGAAGUGCUUGCUAUGGUUACCCUUGUUUCCAUCUCUCAUCCUAAUGCCCCUCCUUUUCGCAUCACCCAAUUCAGAACCUGUCCAAUCUUUCCACCCAAACUCAUCCCCGCCGGCCACCACCAUCCCCGCAUUCCCUGAACAAUCAGACGCCACCGGAUGCCCUUUAGACCUCCCCAACGACCUCUUCACAAGCGUCAAAUCUGCCUGUACUGGGAAACAUGUCUCGGGUAAGCUUAGACGGUCAAGGUGCUGCCCAGUCCUCGCGGCGUGGCUCUACUCUGCCUACUCUGCAACCGCACUGAGCAAAGCUGUCAAAGAACCACUCCAAACGGCGUCGUACUAUGAUCUCCCUCUCCUUCCUAACGACUCGGAAACGUGCAUCGAUAACCUUGAAAAUGGACUGAAGAGCAAAGGGAUAGAAUUGAUGAGGUCGAACGAAUCGUGCGACGUUGUCUAUUGUGAAUGCGGCAUCAGAUUGCAUCCUUUGAGCUGUACGGAAGCGUUUUCGGUUAAUCCAAGGGGAGAGUUGGUUGGCAAUCACAACGUAAAGAUGUUAGAGAAGGAUUGCUUGAAUAAUCCGACCGUUAAUGGAUUCUCUGGUCUCGAUGGCUGCUCCAAAUGCUUGAAAACCCUUCACCUGCUUAACAAGAGUAAUCAUGUAAAUGGAAGCAAAUCAGAGCAGAGAACAAGUAAAAUACACAAUGAAGAUUGUGAGGUGAUGGGUUUAACAUGGCUUCUUGCUAAGAAUAGAUCAGCAUACAUACAUACGGUUUCCGGUGUCCUAAGAGCCAUGAUGAUGAUGACUCAAGAUGGGAAUUCCAAUUCCAAUUCAAUUCCUGACUCGUGCACCCUCAACAGCGAUGGAAUGCCGUUAGCCGUUGAUUCUUCCGAAAUCAACAACUCUUCAUCAUCCACUAUCCUCCCUCUUUUUUUACUUCACCUUCUUUGUAUGUUUCUUAGUCUCUCAAUCCACCAACUACUUGAUAGCAUCAUGUAGUCCCAUAAUGCUGUUAUGUGUAUCACCUUCCUCGCCAUUUACCUCUAAAAGUUGAUUGUAUAUGUUGUUUGGUACACACGGAAAUGUAAUUCUUUGUUGUAUUUUUUUA
Molecule: messenger RNA, 1257 nt
Organism: Lactuca sativa (garden lettuce)
Lineage: Eukaryota; Viridiplantae; Streptophyta; Magnoliopsida; Asterales; Asteraceae
Product: GPI-anchored protein
Source: RefSeq, a predicted model, not a curated record